UCCCGGCGCUGCCCUGCUGCGGUGUGGAGCGGGUAACCUGAGGGACCCGGACGGGAGCUGAGCCGAGGGGGACCCUCGCGAGCGAGCCGUCUGGAAUCGGGAGCGUGGAGGCUGACGGCGGGAGGGGGCGUCCCGACUCCCAUCCCUGGAGGGACUACGCACCGGGGCCCGCACUUUUUCUUUACACUUUUGAACAAAACUGAGGAACUAAAGACUGAAGACUGGACUGAAGCUGUUAUGAUGACUGUAAGAGAAGUGAGAGUCAAAGGAAAGUACAAUUUGUAUUGACUGAACUUUAAUGAGAAGAAUUGUGAACAUCUAGAAUUUUCUUCAAGGAAUGGAAUUAGCUCAUAGUUUAUUGCUGAAUGAAGAAGUAUACAAUCAACUGGGUGAAGUUCAGAAGGCAGAGUUUAUUUUCGAUUGGUUGAGAUAUUUGGAGAAGCUCUUGCUAGCAACCAGCAGGAGCGAUGUAAGGGAGAAGCAGAAGACUCUUGUUGAACAGCUCCUAUCUUUGUUGAACAGCUCCCCAGGGCCUCCGACGCGCAAACUCCUUGCAAAGAAUCUGGGCAUCCUUUAUAGUAUUGGAGACACGUUCUCUGUUUAUGAAACAAUCGAUAAAUGUAAUGAACUUAUUCGUAGUAAAGAUGAUUCUCCAAGUUAUCUCCCCACUAAACUUGCUGCUGUGGUAUGUUUGGGCUCCCUGUACAAGAAGUUGGGUAGAAUACUGGGUAACACCUUUACUGAUACAGUGGGGAACAUUCUUAAAGCUAUGAAGAGUGCAGAGUCUCAAGGUCGUUAUGAGAUUAUGCUGAGUCUGCAAAACAUACUGAACGGGCUAGGAACUGCUGCGACACCUUGUCACAGAGAUGUUUAUAAAGCUGCUAGAUCGUGCUUAACAGAUAGGUCCAUGGCUGUUCGUUGUGCUGCUGCAAAGUGUCUCCUUGAACUUCAGAAUGAGGCCAUCUUUAUGUGGAGUACAGAUUUGGAUAGUGUGGCCACAUUAUGUUUUAAAUCCUUUGAAGGUUCCAGUUAUGAUGUGCGGAUUUCAGUUUCAAAGCUACUAGGCACCAUAUUAGCUAAAGCUUUAAUUUCUAAACAUUCAGGAGCAGCAGCCUCACGUCAAAGUAUUCGCAGAGUAUCUUUGGAGGAAGUUCUUGAAUUACUAGGAACAGGGUUUCUUCGUGGGAGCUCAGGAUUCCUUCGAGCCAGUGGUGAUAUGCUAAAAGGAACCAGUUCAGUCAGUAGGGAUGUUCGAGUUGGAGUUACUCAGGCAUAUGUGGUAUUUAUUUCAACACUAGGUGGAACAUGGUUAGAGAAAAAUUUUGCUGUAUUUCUUUCUCAUAUCCUAAGCCUUGUGUCACAGUCACACCCUAAAGCCACUCAAAUUCAGACUGAUGCUGUCUGUGGUCGCCGAUGUGUUUCAUUUAUCCUUCGAACUACUAUCGGAGGCCUUCUUGGAGAAAAGGCUCAGAUUGCUGCUGCCAAGGAUAUUUGCCAGGCUAUCUGGAAGUUAAAGAAAGUCGUGGAUGCUGCAAUGGGUGAUGGUAAUUUGGAAACCCGACUUGGUUCCACAGAUGUCACAGCCAGCCAGCAUAUGUUGGUGUGUGCUUUACAAGAACUUGGAAACCUCAUACACAAUCUUGGUACCACAGCUGCACCUUUACUACAGGAUUCAAGUGCAGGCAUUCUAGACAGUGUCAUUUCCGUUACUCUUCAUCCUAGCAUUUCAGUCCGACUGGCAGCAGCUUGGUGUUUACACUGCAUUGCUGUAGCAUCACCGUCUUACCUAACACCCCUCUUAGACCGUUGCCUUGAGCGGUUGACUGUACUUAAGUCUUCACCAGAAGCAGUUACUGGCUUUAGUUUUGCUGUGGCAGCUUUGUUGGGAGCAGUAAAACAUUGUCCUUUAGGAAUUCCUCAUGGAAAGGGCAAGAUUAUUAUGACUUUAGCAGAGGACUUGCUAUGUUCUGCUACACAAAAUAGUCGUCUUUCAGCACAGCGCACACAAGCUGGAUGGUUAUUGAUUACUGCUCUGAUGACGUUAGGUCCUGCAGUGGUGAGUCACCACCUCGCUCGAGUUCUGCUAUUGUGGAAAUGUGUCUUUCCAAUAUCUCCUAAAGAUUUAGAAACAGAAAAGAGUCGAGGAGAUUCAUUUACAUGGCAGGUAACCUUGGAAGGACGAGCGGGAGCACUCUGUGCUAUCAAGAGCUUUGUUUCCCAUUGUGGUGAUCUCCUUACUGAAGAAGUAAUUCAGCAUCUUCUUCCACCACUUCCUUGUGCUGUGGAUUUGCUAACCCGGCUUUCUUCAAUAUUAAAAACAUACGGAAGUCCUUUGAGAAUGCCAUCAGUAGUUUAUAGACAAAGACUUUAUGAACUUUUAAUUUUAUUACCUCCUGAAACCUAUGAAGGAAACCUAUGCACUGUCCUCAAAGAAUUGGCUGCUGACUUGACCACCACUGAUACACAGGUGGUAGCAUCCACAUUUUUGCUUCCAUCCCUCUGUCAUCAGGAUGAUCUUAUGAUAUUAAGUCCUUUGUUACAAGAGACGGACCAUAGAUUUAUUGAAGAACAGCUCCUGCUUGGUAAUGGUGUUACUUGUGGAAGUCUCGAGUAUGACCCUUAUUCUAUUUAUGAGAAGGAUGUAGAGGGAGAUUCAGUGCCUAAGCCCUUGCCCCCAAUGUUGUCGGUUAUUAGCUCUGCAGUCAAGCUCUUUGGAAUUGUAUGUGCUCAUGUGGGAGAAACUCAAAGGCUUCUCACAUUGGAACAACUUCUGGACAGUAUAAAGCAUGCAAAAGGAACUCGUCAGCAAGUAAUUCAGUUAUAUGUUGUUUCGUCAGUAUCUAGUUUCUUGAAGUAUGUGGCUGGUUCCAAGAGAAAUUUGGGUCCAGAAGAAAUGAGAAGACCUACUCUAGCAUUAGUGGUGGGAGCUUUAGAAAGUCCCAACCCCUUGUUGAGAUGUGCAGCUGCAGAGGCAUGGGCUCGAUUAGCCCAAGUGGUUGAUGAUGGAACUUUUACCGCUUCAUUAGCACAAAUUAGUUUUGACAAACUGAAAUCAGCAAGGGAUGUGGUUACCAGAACAGGACACUCACUAGCUUUAGGAUCCUUACAUAGGUAUUUAGGAGGAAUAAGUUCCUCUCAACAUUUGAGUUCUUGUGUUGGAAUUCUAUAUACUUUGUCUCAGGACAGCACUUCUCCAGAUGUGCAGACCUGGGCACUACAUUCUCUAUCAUUGAUAAUUGAUUCUGCUGGCCCACUUUACUAUACACACGUGGAACUUACCCUUUCUCUUAUUAUAAAGUUGUUGUUAAAUGUACCUCCUACUCAUGCUGAAGUUCACCAAAGUCUUGGUCGCUGUUUGAAUGCCCUCAUUACUACAUUGGGUCCAGAGCUACAAGGUAACAGUACUUCAGUUUCUACCUUAAGGACUUCUUGUCUAUUGGGUUGUGCAGUAAUGCAAGAUAACUCAGACUGCCUUGUUCAAGCUCAGGCCAUCUCUUGCCUUCAGCAGCUUCAUAUGUUUGCUCCAAGACAUGUCAACUUGUCUAGCCUCGUCAGCUGCCUCUGUGAGAUCUUGUUGGAUAAUUCUGUGUUGGUAAAUCUUUGUAGUCCUUAUUUGUUACUAAGAAGAGCAGUACUGGCUUGUUUGCGUCAGCUUGUGCAGAGAGAAGCAACUGAAGUUUCGGAACAUGCUAUUAUGCUUGCUAAGAAUUACAGAGAAGACUUGGCUCUAGAUGCUAACAUCAGAGAAGUGGGCCUUGAGGGGGCUUUAUUGACCUUACUAGACAAAGAGACAGAUCAGAGAUUAUGCCAUGAUAUCAAAGAGACUUUAAAUCAUAUGCUCACAUCUAUGGCAGUGGAUAAGCUCUCCUUUUGGCUAAAGCUGUGUAAAGAUGUACUUGCUGCAUCCGCUGACUUUGCCAUUGUAACUUGUGUGGAUACAAUGCAAGAAGAGGAAGGAGAUAAAGGGGAUGAUGCUUCAGUUCUGACAACCAGGAGUGAUGACAAAUUCCAUCCUUUUACCAAUCCCCGAUGGGCUACUAGAGUUUUUGCUGCUGAAUGUGUCUGUAGGAUAAUUAACCAGUGUGAGAAUGCAAACAGUGCACAUUUUGACAUUGGUUUAGCACAAGAAAUGAAAAAAAGAGAUUCAAGAAAUGACUUUUUGGUGCUACAUCUUGCCGAUUUAAUUCGCAUGGCUUUUAUGGCAGCCACAGAUCACAGUGACCAGCUUCGUCUUUCUGGCCUUGAAAUGUUGUUAGUUGUUAUUCGGCGAUUUGCAGCUAUUCCAGAACCAGAGUUUCCAGGUCAUGUAAUUCUGGAACAGUAUCAAGCCAAUGUAGGAGCAGCACUUAGACCAGCCUUCACCUCAGAGACACCACCUAAUGUCACUGCCAAGGCAUGUCAGGUUUGCAGUGCCUGGAUAGCAAGUGGAGUUGUAAGUGACCUUAAUGAUCUCCGAAGAGUUCAUCAGUUGCUUGUUUCAUCAUUAACAAAAAUUCAGGCUGGAAAAGAAGCUUUAAGUCACAUAUAUAAUGAAAGUGCUUCUACCAUGGAGAUCUUAGCGGUGCUAAAAGCCUGGGCAGAGGUCUAUGUAGUUGCUGUAGAAAAAUACAAAAACCACAAACAACCUUUGAAGACUACUACCUGUUCAGAAGAAAAUAUCAGAAAUGGGUCAUUUUCAUCAGAUGGACUGCUUGACUUAGUCCACACAGACUUGAGCACACUAAGUAGACUCUGGCUUGCUGCGCUUCAGGAUUUUGCUCUCCUAACUUUGCCUGCAGAAUUUUCCUCCCAACUUCCUGUUGAAGGUGGUGCUUUCUACACAGCAGAGACCAGUGAAAAUGCAAAAUUGCAUUAUUAUAACUCCUGGGCAUUUAUUCUCCAUGCUACAGCACUGUGGCUUACAAGCACAGACUUUGUUGUUGCUGACUCAGAUGAAGGAGCAUCAAAUCUCUCAAGACCUGUAACACCAACUUCCAUGUGUCAGGGUUCAUCAUCUGGGGCUACAGUGAAGUCCCCUGAGGAUAUCUACACUGAUAGGUUCCAUCUUAUUCUAGGAAUCAGUGUGGAAUUUCUUUGUUCCUUACGCUCAGAUGCAACCAUGGAAAGCAUUGCUGCUUGUUUACAUGCAUUACAGGCCCUUCUAGAUGUUCCUUGGCCCAGAUCUAAAAUUGGCAGUGAUCAGGACUUGGGUAUCGAGUUGUUGAAUGUACUGCAUCGAGUUAUUUUGACCAGAGAAUCACCUUCCAUUCAAUUGGCUUCACUUGAAGUGGUAAGGCAGAUCAUCUGUGCAGCUCAAGAACAUGUGAAGGAGAAAAGACGAAGUGCAGAAGUUGAUGAUGGGGCUGCGGAAAAAGAAACCCUGCCAGAGUUUGGAGAGGGAAAGGACACAGGUGGACUUGUGCCUGGGAAGUCUUUGGUCUUUGCAACACUGGAGUUGUGUGUAUGCAUUCUAGUUAGACAGCUCCCAGAACUAAAUCCUAAAUUGACAGGUAGCCCAGGAAUAAAAGCUGCAAAACCACAGAUGCUGUCAGAGGAUGGAAGUAGAUUGGUUUCAGCUGCAUUAGUUAUCCUCUCUGAACUUCCUGCUGUCUGCUCUCCUGAAGGAAGCAUCUCAAUUCUCCCUACUAUAUUAUACCUCACAAUUGGGGUCCUCAGAGAAACUGCUGUGAGGUUACCUGGGGGCCAUUUGUCUUCAACGGUUGCAGCUUCCCUACAGGCUCUGAAAGGAAUAUUAUCUUCUCCCAUGGCCCGAGCAGAAAAGAGUCAUAGUGCUUGGACUGAUCUUCUCCGUAGUGCUUUAACAACGAUUCUUGACUGUUGGGAUUCAGAUAAAACACACCAGGAACUUGAUGAAGUCAGCCUACUUACUGCUAUCACAGUCUUUAUGUUGUCUGCCAGUCCAGAAGUAACUACCAUCCCAUGCCUUCAGAAGCGCUGUAUAGAGAAAUUUAAGACUACUCUUGAGAUAAAAGACCCUGUGGUACAAAUCAAGACCUAUCAGCUCCUCCUUUCCAUUUUCCAGUAUCCAAAUCCAGCUGUUUCCUACCCAUACAUUCACUCUUUAGUAUCCUCUAUUGUGGAAAAACUGCAGGAAAUAGACAAGAGGAAACCUGAAGAUACAACCGAGCUUCAGACAUUUCAAGAAGGUAUAAAAGUCUUGGAAGCACUGGUAGCCAUUGCAGAAGAACAGCAUCGUGCUCAGCUGGUGUCCUGUCUUCUGCCCAUCCUUAUUUCCUUCCUUUUAGAUGAAAAUACUCUGGGAUCAGCAACUUCCAUAAUGAGAAAUUUACAUGAUUUUGCUUUGCAAAAUCUUAUGCAGAUUGGGCCUCAGUAUUCGUCUGUUUUUAAAAGUGUAAUGGCUGCUUCUCCAACCCUGAAAGCCCGCCUUGAGGCUGCUAUAAAGUGUAAUCAAGAGAGUGUCAAAGUAAAGAUACCAACAUCUAAACAUACUAAGAACCCUGGAAAGAAUUCAAGCAUCCAGUUGAAGACCAAUUUCCUCUAAUGUUGUUAUUAUUAUUAUUAUUAUUAUUAUUUUAAUACUAAGCACCUUAAGAAACUGCUUGUUCAUUUCCUUCUCUUUGGGAACAAAAGUGACAUUUUAGACACAAGUGCACUUGGCGGUCUGGUUGAUUGCUUUAUCUUAAAUUGUUGUAACACUUCAAAGUAAUAUAAAACUUAAUUUUUGGUGAGUUUUUUCCAUUUAAUAAAAAACACAGAUCUGCAGAAUUCUUGCCAGAAAUUUUAAGAAAGUGCUAAAAAAACAACUUACUAAACAACGUACUGUUUCAAAAAUGAAAUGGAUUUCUUACAGUACAUACACACAUGGUAUUAAUACUACAGCAGAUAGAAAUGAUCUAGAAUAAAUUAUCUGCAUUUAUAUUGUACCUCAACGGUAAUUUAAAUUCUGCUUUAUUCAGUAAUUGUAUUAAACUUUAUUGCAUAUCUCAAACAACAUAAAUGAUUGGAAAGUUAUUUAGGAAAUUUGGUUUAGAAUAACAACAGGUCAUUUGUAGCCCUACAGUGUGUCAUAAAUUUGGUAUCUUUAAAUGUGACUGUUCACCAUGAUUUCAUUUGUAUUGGAUUCAGAAAAUUGAAAUUUUACCCAUUUUAUGUAGAAAAAGACAUCUCUACUUCAAUUUUUCAGUUGGAUUUCUGUUACUUCUGUUCCUAAUAAUAUUGUUCUUUUUCCUUUAGGCAAGCUAUACUGAUGAGUUCAGUAUAGUUCAUGUCUAUAUUUAGGUCUAUUAUGAAUUUAUAAAAUAUCAAAUUUAGUACAAACUUAGAUCAUCAGUAAAUAUAAGUCUUUUUAACAUAAAAUUUUAAUAGAAAAUUUUAAAUCUAAGAUUAAAGUCAUAUUGAUUGAAGAAUAUUUUUAACUAUCAUUAACUCUCCCCCCACCUCACUGUUAGACUCUGAAUCAAGUACUAUGUCACAACAAAGCAUUUCCCUGUUAAAAUUAAAAACCAAAGUAAUAGGGGCAUGUUCAGAACUGAGAAAACACUUGUAGUUAAACAAGCAAUGUAAUGUACUCUAUUUUAUUAUUUUUGUAUGUAUAUAUAUGUAUAUAUAAACACAUAUAUAUACUCUUGUAAAUUGUUGAAUAUGAAAACACUUGACAAGUUCUAACACUACAGUCAAUUUUUCUAAUUUACAUAAAUAAAGCUAAUUUUCUUACCAUUCUUGUAAUUGAAAUUAAUUUACCCACAAAAGAUGGCUGGUCAGUCUUAUAGAUGCCAGAAAAUCAGUUCUCUGCAACAAAUAAUAACCUUUCUAACAUGGCUUUUUUUCUGACAGGAACUCUCUUUGGACAUUCUUUGCAGUGGUUCAGAUGCCCUAGGUCCCAGAUUAUCUUUGUGAGUUUGGGUAGAUACCAUUUCCUUCACCUAACUGUCCUCUCCUUUAUGCUAUAUGAAGACCCCCCCACACACACACACACACACACUCACAUUUCUGAAAGGCCUGGUUUAAAAUGUUACUUACUUUUGGUAAUUUCCUUAUAAUUCUUUACUUCCUCUUAAGCCAAACAAAUGUAACUGCUACUUAAUCUGUGUUCCAGUAGUGCCUUAUACAUUCUAGGUACUAUAUCAACUGUUGGAUUGAACUGGUAGGAUGGAUUUUAGCUUACAAAUUUCCUCCUUUGCCAAGGCAAAUGAUGGACUGGGUCUUUAGAAUAUUGGUUUUGUUAAUUGAGGUUACUUUACAAUACUGUAUAGUAUAUUUUAGAUGUACAGUUUUUCAUUUCAGUAACUAUAUGUCACACCAUGCCUAUCACUAAAUGUUCCAUCACCAUUUAUCACCUUCCUCUAUCAACCAAUCAGCCUCCCUUUUCCUAUUCUCUCGGUACUCACCCCAUUUGGUAAUCACCAUUGUCAUUGGUUUUAAGUGUUUCUUUUGUUUGUUCUUUUGUUCAUUUAUUUUAUCUUUGCAUUCCAUAGA
Condylura cristata (star-nosed mole) is the source of this 8436-nucleotide messenger RNA. It is a transcript of the gene HEATR5A, whose product is annotated as HEAT repeat containing 5A. The transcript has 38 exons. Bases 338 to 6502 code for a protein of 2054 amino acids. Gene Ontology annotation, cellular component: Golgi apparatus; membrane; endocytic vesicle. The record is from RefSeq and is a predicted model, not a curated record. NCBI's taxonomy places the organism in Eukaryota, Metazoa, Chordata, Mammalia, Eulipotyphla, Talpidae. Gene Ontology annotation, biological process: retrograde transport, endosome to Golgi; intracellular protein localization; endocytosis.